GGAGCCCCGCCCCCUCCACCCUAAUUGAUAUUAUUGGAGUGUGGAGCAAGCGGCCGGUCUGCAGUCGGAGACUUGCAGGCAGCAAACACGGUGCGAACGAACAGGAGGGGGAAAAAAUAAAAAAGCUAAACGUGGAGCAGCCGGCCGGAGGUCGAGCAGGGGAAUCGAUGCGAAAAGCGCAAUAAAAAAGAACCCACUUCGGAGCAAACAGCAUUUAAAAAGCUACGACUCCACUGAAACCUAAAAUAAAACCUGCUCAUGCACCAUGGUUUUUCAAACUCGGCACCCUUCAUGGAUUAUUUUAUGCUACAUCUGGCUGCUCCGCUUUGCACACACCGGGGAGGCACAGGCUGCAAAGGAAGUACUACUGCUGGAUUCUAAAGCACAACAAACAGAGUUGGAAUGGAUUUCCUCUCCACCCAAUGGGUGGGAAGAGAUCAGUGGUUUGGAUGAGAACUACACCCCGAUCCGAACCUACCAGGUGUGCCAGGUCAUGGAGCCCAACCAAAACAACUGGCUGCGGACUAACUGGAUUUCGAAAGGCAAUGCACAAAGGAUUUUUGUAGAAUUGAAAUUUACCCUGAGGGAUUGUAACAGUCUUCCUGGAGUACUGGGAACUUGCAAGGAAACCUUUAAUUUGUACUAUUAUGAAACAGACUACGACACUGGCAGGAAUAUAAGAGAAAACCUCUAUGUAAAAAUAGACACCAUUGCUGCAGAUGAAAGUUUUACCCAAGGUGACCUUGGUGAAAGAAAGAUGAAGCUUAACACUGAGGUGAGAGAGAUUGGACCUUUGUCCAAAAAGGGAUUCUAUCUUGCCUUUCAGGAUGUAGGGGCUUGCAUAGCUUUGGUUUCUGUCAAAGUAUACUACAAGAAGUGCUGGUCCAUUAUUGAGAAUUUAGCUAUCUUUCCAGAUACAGUGACUGGUUCAGAAUUUUCCUCUUUAGUCGAGGUUCGAGGGACAUGUGUCAGCAGUGCAGAGGAAGAGGCGGAAAACUCCCCCAGGAUGCACUGCAGUGCAGAAGGAGAAUGGUUAGUGCCCAUUGGAAAGUGUAUCUGCAAAGCAGGCUACCAGCAAAAAGGGGACACUUGUGAACCCUGUGGCCGUGGGUUCUACAAAUCUUCCUCUCAAGAUCUUCAGUGCUCUCGUUGUCCAACUCACAGUUUUUCUGAUAAAGAAGGCUCCUCAAGAUGUGAAUGUGAGGAUGGGUAUUACAGGGCUCCAUCUGAUCCACCGUAUGUUGCCUGCACAAGGCCUCCAUCUGCACCACAGAACCUCAUUUUCAACAUCAACCAAACUACAGUGAGUUUGGAAUGGAGUCCUCCUGCAGACAAUGGGGGAAGAAAUGAUGUAACCUACAGAAUAUUGUGUAAGCGGUGCAGUUGGGAGCAGGGAGAAUGUGUUCCCUGUGGGAGUAACAUUGGAUACAUGCCGCAGCAGACUGGAUUAGAGGACAACUAUGUCACUGUCAUGGACCUGCUAGCCCAUGCCAACUAUACUUUUGAAGUGGAAGCUGUAAAUGGAGUUUCUGACUUAAGCCGAUCCCAGAGGCUCUUCGCAGCUGUCAGCAUCACCACUGGCCAAGCAGCUCCCUCGCAAGUGAGCGGAGUGAUGAAGGAGAGGGUGCUGCAGCGGAGUGUCGAGCUUUCCUGGCAGGAACCAGAGCAUCCCAAUGGAGUCAUCACCGAAUAUGAAAUCAAGUAUUACGAGAAAGAUCAAAGGGAACGGACCUAUUCGACAGUAAAAACCAAGUCCACUUCAGCUUCCAUUAAUAACCUGAAGCCAGGAACAGUGUAUGUUUUCCAGAUUCGGGCUUUUACUGCUGCUGGGUAUGGAAAUUACAGUCCCAGACUUGAUGUUGCUACACUAGAGGAAGCUACAGGUAAAAUGUUUGAAGCGACAGCCGUCUCCAGUGAACAGAAUCCUGUUAUUAUCAUUGCCGUGGUCGCAGUAGCAGGGACCAUCAUUUUGGUGUUCAUGGUCUUUGGCUUCAUCAUUGGAAGAAGGCACUGUGGUUAUAGCAAAGCUGACCAAGAAGGGGAUGAAGAGCUUUACUUUCAUUUUAAAUUUCCAGGCACCAAAACCUACAUUGACCCUGAAACCUAUGAGGAUCCAAAUAGAGCUGUCCAUCAAUUCGCCAAGGAGCUAGAUGCCUCCUGUAUUAAAAUUGAGCGUGUGAUUGGUGCAGGAGAAUUUGGAGAAGUCUGCAGUGGUCGUUUGAAACUUCCAGGGAAAAGAGAUGUUGCAGUAGCCAUAAAAACCCUCAAAGUUGGUUACACAGAAAAACAAAGGAGAGACUUUUUAUGUGAAGCAAGCAUCAUGGGGCAGUUUGACCACCCAAAUGUUGUCCAUUUGGAAGGGGUGGUUACAAGAGGGAAACCAGUCAUGAUAGUAAUAGAAUUCAUGGAAAAUGGAGCCCUUGAUGCAUUUCUCAGGAAACACGAUGGGCAAUUUACCGUCAUUCAGUUAGUAGGAAUGCUGAGAGGAAUUGCUGCUGGAAUGAGAUAUUUGGCCGAUAUGGGAUACGUUCACAGGGACCUGGCAGCUCGCAAUAUUCUUGUCAACAGCAAUCUUGUUUGUAAAGUGUCCGAUUUCGGCCUGUCCCGGGUUAUAGAGGAUGAUCCAGAAGCUGUCUAUACAACAACUGGUGGAAAAAUUCCAGUUAGGUGGACAGCACCCGAAGCCAUCCAAUACCGGAAAUUCACAUCAGCCAGUGAUGUAUGGAGCUAUGGAAUAGUCAUGUGGGAAGUUAUGUCUUAUGGAGAAAGACCUUACUGGGACAUGUCAAAUCAAGAUGUUAUAAAAGCAAUAGAAGAAGGUUAUCGUUUACCAGCACCCAUGGACUGCCCAGCUGGUCUUCACCAAUUGAUGCUGGACUGUUGGCAAAAGGAACGUGCAGAAAGGCCAAAGUUUGAACAGAUAGUUGGAAUUCUAGACAAAAUGAUUCGAAACCCAAAUAGUCUGAAAACACCCCUGGGAACUUGUAGUAGGCCGAUAAGUCCUCUUUUGGAUCAAAACACUCCCGACUUCACUACCUUUUGUUCAGUUGGAGAAUGGCUACAAGCUAUUAAGAUGGAAAGGUAUAAAGAUAACUUCACAGCCGCUGGCUACAACUCCCUUGAAUCAGUGGCCAGGAUGACUAUCGAAGAUGUGAUGAGUUUAGGGAUCACACUGGUUGGCCAUCAGAAGAAAAUUAUGAGCAGCGUUCAGACUAUGAGAGCACAAAUGCUACAUUUACACGGAACUGGCAUCCAAGUGUGAUAAGCAUUUCUCCCUUAUCAGGGAGAUUAUGGAUUGAGAGAGAACAGUACUGGCCUUCGGUAUAUGCAUAAGAAUGCUGCUAGAAGACAGUUGAUGUCCUGGGUCCUUCCUACAGUGAAGAGAAGAUUUAAGAAGCACCUAUAGACUUGAACUCCUAAGUGCCACCAGAAUAUAUAAAAAGGGAAUUUAGGAUCCACCACUGGUGGCCAGGAAAACAGCAGUGACAAUAAACAAAGUACUACCUGAAAACAUCCAAACACCUUGAGCUCUCUAACCUCCUUUUUAUCGUAUAGACUUUUUAAAAUGUACAUAAAGAAUUUAAGAAAGAAUAUAUUUGUCAAAUAAAAUCAUGAUCUUAUUGUUAAAAUCAAUGAAAUAUUUUCCUUAAAUAUGUGAUUUCAGACGAUUCCUUUUUAAAAUCAUUUGUGUUUAUUCUUCAUAAGGACUUUGUUUUAGAAAGUUGUUUAUAGCUUUGGACCUUUUUAGUGUUAAUCUAUGACACAUUGCUACACUGGGUACCUUUGAAAGAAUCUCAAAUUAAAAAAAAAAAAAAGAAAGAAAGAAACAAAAAAAACAAAAAAAACAACCACAUAGCAUGAUUGAAGAUAUAUCUCUGUCAGAACAUUGGUAUCCUUUUUGUGCCAUUUUAUUUUGUUUAAUCAGUGCUGUUUUGAUAUCAUUUGCUAAUUGGCAGGUAAUCACGAAAAUGUAAGUUGCCAAGAGCUCUGGUAUUUUUUAAAAAGAAAUUUUUUUGUAAAGAUCAAACAACACACUAUCUUUUCAAUGAAAAAAG
Messenger RNA from Mustela erminea (ermine), 4055 nucleotides. It is a transcript of the gene EPHA7, whose product is annotated as EPH receptor A7. The transcript is spliced from 17 exons. Gene Ontology annotation, molecular function: transmembrane-ephrin receptor activity; protein binding; ATP binding. The record is from RefSeq and is a predicted model, not a curated record. The coding region runs from base 266 to 3262 and encodes 998 amino acids. Gene Ontology annotation, biological process: protein phosphorylation; axon guidance; cell surface receptor protein tyrosine kinase signaling pathway. Gene Ontology annotation, cellular component: plasma membrane; neuron projection. NCBI's taxonomy places the organism in Eukaryota, Metazoa, Chordata, Mammalia, Carnivora, Mustelidae.